This is a messenger RNA of Schistocerca americana (American grasshopper), 804 nucleotides long. Its product is annotated as alpha-ketoglutarate-dependent dioxygenase alkB homolog 4-like. The transcript is spliced from 2 exons. The record is from RefSeq and is a predicted model, not a curated record. The coding region runs from base 1 to 804 and encodes 267 amino acids. NCBI's taxonomy places the organism in Eukaryota, Metazoa, Arthropoda, Insecta, Orthoptera, Acrididae. Gene Ontology annotation, biological process: oxidative demethylation. Gene Ontology annotation, molecular function: demethylase activity; oxidoreductase activity.
AUGGAGGCGUUUCUAUCGACGCCUUCAUGUGUUUCAAGCAAUAAUUUAUUUUUUGUAUACACGGGGGAACUUAAUACUCUCGGAGAUGCUAAUGAAUUCCCAGGAAUAUAUACACAGCUUGAUUUCUUGACACCAGAAGAAGAGGCAAUCUUAAUUAAUGGCAUUGAUGAAAUGCCAUGGGAUUUAUCUCAGAGUGGCCGUAGAAAGCAGAAUUUUGGACCAAAGUGUAAUUUUAAGAAGAAGCGUCUGCAGUUGAGUGAGUUUAAUGGUUUCCCAGAAUUCACAAAGUUUGUGCAAGAGCAUUUUGAGACUGUACCAUUAUUAUCACUGUAUAAAACAAUUGAACAGUGCUCCUUGGAAUAUGAUCCAAUACGUGGUGCAUCAGCUGAUACUCAUAUUCAUGACUGCUGGAUAUGGGGUGAGCGUAUUGUUACUGUUAAUCUUCUGUCAGACAGUAUGUUGACAUUUACAAAAUACAGAGAUGAUAUUAAGCGAUAUAAUUUGUGCUGCGCAUUUGAGUAUCGUCCAGUUGUCCUUGGUCCUCUAGACUGUUGUGAACAAGAAGAUUGUGUAGUUCGUGUACCCAUGCCAAGGCGAUCUCUCUUGGUGAUUUAUGGUCUAGCACUGUAUGGUUGGGAACACUGUGUUUUACGUGAAGACAUUUCAGAAAGAAGGGUGUGUAUUGCUUAUCGGGAGUUCACUGCACCAUAUCUUAAAGGUGGGCGACAUGUAGAGAAGGGGAGUGAAAUUUUGAAUGCUGCCAACAAUUUCUGGAACCAUAGGAUAAUGUCACAGGAAUCAUGA